Colletotrichum siamense is the source of this 1239-nucleotide messenger RNA. It is a transcript of the gene MEL-0, whose product is annotated as Alpha-galactosidase. Gene Ontology annotation, biological process: carbohydrate metabolic process. The record is from RefSeq and is a predicted model, not a curated record. The transcript is spliced from 3 exons. Bases 1 to 1239 code for a protein of 412 amino acids. NCBI's taxonomy places the organism in Eukaryota, Fungi, Ascomycota, Sordariomycetes, Glomerellales, Glomerellaceae. Gene Ontology annotation, molecular function: hydrolase activity, hydrolyzing O-glycosyl compounds.
AUGUUCUUGCUCUGCCUUCUGGUCACAGCUGCUGCUCCGACCCUGGGAGCUCCUGGAGGCAUGGCUUCCCGGCCGCAGAUGGGAUGGAACUCCUGGAAUACAUUCAAGGCAAACAUCAACCAGUCCAUCAUCGAAACCACAGCCAAAGCUCUGGUUGACACGGGGCUUGCAGCAGCAGGCUACAAGUACCUGAUCAUGGACGAGGGCUGGCAAGCCGACGAACGUGCUACGGACGGGCGCCAAGAGUUCAACUCCACGCGUUUCCCCUCGGGAGGCUCAGCUCUCGUCAGCCACAUUCACGACAUGGGCCUCAAGGUCGGGAUAUACAGUGAUUCCGGAAUCUUCACUUGCGGCUUCGCUCCCGGAAGCUGGGGUUACGAGGACCUCGACGCCCAGACCUACGCGGACUGGGGCAUCGACUACCUCAAGUACGACAACUGCGGCGGCUUCCACGCGGGCACGCACACGCAGCAGGAGCGCUUCCAGGCCAUGUCCAACGCCCUCCGCAACACCGGCCGCGACAUCUUCUACUCGCUGUGCCAAUGGGGCCACCAGUUCCCGUGGUACUGGGCCGACCAGGUCGGCGCAGGGUCGUACCGCAUGUCCGGGGACAUCCACGCCUCCUUCGCGCAGGACAAGGCCGGCGUCUGCCCGACCGCGUACUGCCUGAAUACGGGAUAUGCGGGGGUGAGCGUGCUGACGAUGAUCAGGAAGAUGAGAGAGAUCUCGCCGUUUCAGGAGAAGGGGCGGAUGUCGUGGGCGGAUAUGGAUAUGCUUGAGGUUGGUGUUGGGAAUGUCAUGAGCGAGGUCGAGGAGCAGACGCACUUCUCGUUCUGGGCAGCGUUGAAGUCGCCGCUUAUUAUUGGUGCUGAUGUGACCAAGAUUCGAGAGCAGUCGUUGAAGGUUCUUCUGAACCGGGACAUUAUUGCCAUAUCUCAGGACCAGAGGGGCGAGGCGGUGAAGUAUUUGCUGGAGUUGUCGACAGAGGGCAAGGUGCAAGUCUGGGCAGGGCCUGUCGACACUGGAGAGUAUAGACACGUGGUGCUGGCGUUGAAUUAUGGGAACGAUCUGGCAAAUAUCAAUGUGCCGCUUGAUGGCAUCGGGCUGGGAAAAGGGUGUACUGAUGGGGUGAAGGUGAGGGAGGUUUGGGCGGCGGAGGAUGUGGAAGUUUUGGAGGGCAAGGUUUUGUUAAAGAACGUGGAGGUUGGGCAGACCAAGGUGCUCUUGAUAUCUUGUUGA